AUGGCCUCUCGAGAAGUCCCAGCAGUAGAAGAAGCGGCUCCACUGCAAGGCCCGGCCGCCGCGGCCUCUCCCCCUGCAAAGUCCCCCGCCGCUGCCAGCAGUACGGAAUACUCUCAGAAAACCGGGAGUGAAGAUGAUCUCUCGUGUCUCGCGAUCGCAACUUUUCUGGGAGACGUUCCGCAUGACCUCCAAUGCGCCAGUUGCAGAGGCGUCCCGCAGCAGCCGGUGGUGACAAAGUGCUGCUCGCAGGUUUACUCGCUAGCCUGCCUCGAGAACAUGAAUUCGUUUGGAUCUGGGAGUAGUCGUGUGAAUGGAAGGGGCGGGCGGGGAGGCAUUGUAGUUCAACCCCUGGUGGUGGUACGAGGCAUGCAGAAGACGGCAUGUUGCCUCGCUAAGACAGAGCUUUCACACGAGGCUGAUCUCCGGCGCCAGCGACGGGUCGACUCACUAACAGUAAAGUGUAAAAGUAACGGAUGCGAUUGGUCGGGUCCCCUCUCCGCACUGCUAGAUCACGGGCAAAACUGCGACUUUGCAGACGUCCGCUGCGAGGCGUGCGGCGAGCAAAUCGUGAGGAGAUCUCUGGAGGAACACCGGAGAGAUAACUGUCGUAACAGACUCAUAAGGUGUCGUCGCUGCAACGAACAAGGACCGCAUGCGGAGAUUGUGGGACUGGAUGCUCCGUUCACCAAGAAACACCGGUGUCCCAAGGCUCUGGUAACAUGUCCUAACCAGUGUAGAGGGUCAAGGAAGAUUGAGCGAGGCCUGUUGGCAGGGCACCUCAAAGUGUGCCUACUGCAGAAUGUCGAAUGCGAGUUCAAAAUCGUUGGGUGUCGAGCUCAGCUAAACCGAAAGUCAUACGCUCAGCACAUGAGGGAUCAGCAGCAACAGCACCUGCUGAUGCUGCUGAGCAUGUUCCACACCAAGAUGUCGCUCCUUCAUGGAGAGGUCGAGUUUCUGAUGCAGAACGCACAGGAUCCAACUACGCAGGCCUCCCUUGCCUGCAUGAGCGACCAUGUGAAGAUGGGCAGGCCAAGUCUCGAUGGACUAGGCGACAAAGUUACAUUCAGGAUCACCAACUACAAGCAUCUCUCUGAGUUUACAUCCGACGAUGGAAAAUGGGAAAGCCCAUCGUUUUACUUAGCCUCACAAUACCACAUGGAGCUGGUGGCCUACCCUGGAGGAAAUGGUGCUUACAUGGGCCAAUCACUGUCUGUUUAUCUUAACGUCAGCAAGCCUGAAGCUCAGAGUGGAACAAGGAAUGUUAACCAAGACAUUGGGUGGCCCAUGGACUGUGCCUAUGUCGCCUUACAAGUCUCUAUUCUCCCUCAAGUGAACCACUCUAGCCACCCCCACCCUGAAUCUAACACAGAAAAUCACGACACACAGGAGCUGCUGAUGCCAAAACCGAUAUCAUUCACGGCACACGUGUGCCACUUUUGUCGACAGAGGAAACAUUUGCCAACCAUACCCGAAUACACGGAGCAGACGACAGCUGAAGUAGGGAGAGAUGAGGAUUUUAUCAGGUGGGAGUCCCUCACUGAGGCUGGUCUUCUCUUUCAGGACUCUGUCGUUCUCAGAGUCGAACAAACGAUGUGUGAAUGUGCAUGA
Geodia barretti is the source of this 1608-nucleotide messenger RNA. The record is from the annotation of a GenBank genome assembly. NCBI's taxonomy places the organism in Eukaryota, Metazoa, Porifera, Demospongiae, Tetractinellida, Geodiidae.